Nicotiana attenuata is the source of this 612-nucleotide messenger RNA. RefSeq lists its product as uncharacterized. Gene Ontology annotation, molecular function: zinc ion binding; nucleic acid binding. The record is from RefSeq and is a predicted model, not a curated record. Lineage: Eukaryota; Viridiplantae; Streptophyta; Magnoliopsida; Solanales; Solanaceae. The coding region runs from base 1 to 612 and encodes 203 amino acids. The transcript has 2 exons.
AUGUCGAAUUUGUCAAAGCUUGAGUUUGUGGCACUUGAAAUAACCAGAAAGAAUUACCGAUCAUGGGUUCUCGAUGUUGAGAUUCACUUAGCCGCUAAAGGCCUUGCUCGUCCCGCAGGGUCAGCUCCGCUUCCUGAAGCGAAUAUGACAGCUAGACGUGAUAAGUCUGGAAAAAGACAGAAUAAUAAUCAUGGCCAUAUGAAUGUACGUGGGCAUGGCAAUUGUAAGAGACGAUAUAAUAGUCGUCAUCAUGGUGGUCAUGGCAGACGAGAGAACAAUAUGGGUUCUCAAAACAAUCCUUCAAGAGGCAAAACCGGUAAUUGCCACCACUGUGGUACGAAAGGUCAUUGGAAAAUUGAAUGCCGUGCACCUGAGCAUUUUGUCAGGCUUUAUCAAAAAUCCAUCAAAAGAAAGGCAAAUAAUGUUGGAGCAUCUUCUGCUAAUGCCCCAGUGGAGUCUCACUUGACCUUUAAAAAUAAUUUUGAGGCAGGGCCUUCAAAAAAAAAUAAUGACAAUGUCGAGGCAAAUCUUGCUUUGAAUGAUGAUGAUUUUCAAGGCCUCGAUGAUCUUACUCAUUUGGAAGUUGAAAAUUUCUUUGGAGAUCAAAACUAA